Rhopilema esculentum is the source of this 1113-nucleotide messenger RNA. The record is from RefSeq and is a predicted model, not a curated record. NCBI's taxonomy places the organism in Eukaryota, Metazoa, Cnidaria, Scyphozoa, Rhizostomeae, Rhizostomatidae.
AUGCAAGACAUUUGGAACUUAGAUGAGACUGGCUUCAUCUAUCGUGCUCUUCCAGACAAAUGCCAUUUUGCCAAAUCAAAGAAAUGUAAAGGUGGUAAGAAAUCCAAAGAACGUCUGACUGUUGGCCUGAUGACCUCUGCAACUGGAGAAAAGAAGAAACCAAUAGUUAUCGGAAAGUAUGCCAAUCCAAGGUGCUUGAAAAAUGUCCACAGAGAGGGCCUUCCUUGUCAAUAUUACAGCCAAAAGAAUGCAUGGAUGACCUCCGACAUUCUGCAUAAGAUCUUGAGUCAAUUUAACAGGGAAUGUAAAGCGAAAAAAAGAUCAAUUUUGUUGGUUCUCGACUCAGCUGGUUGCCAUCCGUAUGAUUUGAAGGGACGCUACUCGAACGUCAAGCUCGUGUUUUUUCCUGUAAAUUGCACAUCUGAGUUGCAACCUCUUGAUCUCGGCAUUAUUCAAAACUUCAAAGUUCAUUAUAGAAAGCUUUUGCUACGCUUCAUCAUCGCAAUGACCUCAAGUGAAAGGAACGCCUCAGAGAUCAGCAAAUCACUCAACGUAUUACAGGCAAUGAAUUGGGUGGGGGAAGCAUGGCAUAAUGUUAAGGUGACAACCAUCAGUAAGUGUUUCAAUUCUGGGGGAAUUUCCAGCAAUACACUGAUAGAAGACGAGGAGGCAGAUCCCUUCAGUGACCUCGAUGACAUCGAUGAAGAUCUCGAAAAUCUAAUUAAAGAAGUUUCACCCGAAACCACCAUCACUCCAUAUACAUACCUGCUAUCAGAUACCGAGCUGCCUAUAUGCUACUGCAUUGAUAAUGAAAAGGAACUGCUAGAUUCUUUAGUGAUAAAUGGGCAAGUGGAAGUGGUUAUAUCAGAUGAUAAUGAUGAUGAUGAUGAUGAUAAUGAUGAUAAUAAUAUACACGAAGUCACUCCGACCACCAGCUUGAAGAGCUAUCACGAUGUUGCAAGGUCGGUGAGAGACAUAGAAGUUUUUCUCAUCCAGCGUGGUCUUGCGACGAUAGCAAGUAAAUUCGCAUGCCUCAGUAGUAAAGUUGCAGCACAUGCACUGAAAAAGCAAUCACACCAGACGACGCUUGAAGAGUACUUUUUACAACAAUAA